CUGGUAGCGAGCGAGGUAGCGACCACCACCAGCGCUGCCAUAGCCGCCGCCGCUGCCGCCACUGCUGUUUCCUUCUCCUCCUUCUCUUCUCCUCUCGACUUGGCUUUUCCUGCUGAUGCUGCUGCUGCUCUCGCCUCUUCCUUAAUUCAGUCGAACAAGCGCCGUCCUAGCAGAGAGAGCCGCUCUCUUCCUCUCGCUAGCGCCAAAGCUCUCUUCGCCAUGCCACAGGCGCCUCGCGUUCGCACAACCGAUCUUUCUACUCGGGAGUGUCCCUCUAUUAAGCAACAGCGUGGAUAAACUUGUUACUCGGCUGUGUGAUAUAUUCCCUCUCUCUUUAUCUCGCUCUCAGACACAGCAGUAUACGAUAUAGAGUGAUCCUGUGCCGCUGCUGCCGCCGAGUGUCGCUGGAGAUCGGCGAUCGGUAGAGGGAGAGAAGAGACAUCAACUACGCCUCGCAAUCGAUCGUCGACAGGACGACUGGAGAAGGCCGAUCUUAUAAUAUAAGUGGAUAGUCCGGCCACGAGCAAGAUGGCCAGGCUCGCCUCGAGCGGUAUCGUCCAGUGCCUGGGCCUCGCCGCGCUUUCGCUGCUCAUGACUGCGAGCUGGAGCUACGGCUGCAAUGAGGCCAUCUGCGCGAGCGUGGUGAGCAAGUGCAUGCUAACCCAGAGCUGCAAGUGCGACCUCGUCACCUGCACCUGCUGCAAGGAAUGUUUCUCCUGUCUCUCAUACCUCUACGACGAGUGCUGCUCCUGCGUUGAUCUCUGCCCGAAACCCAACGUCACGGACAACCCGCUGAGCAAAAAGUCCCACGUCGAGGACUUUAACGAGCCUGUGCCCGGCCUCUUCCAGGCCCUCACGGCCGAGCCCGACCCUCACGAGCGAUGGCUCACCUUCAGCUAUCCCGUCGACUUCAACGUCACCUUCUUCUCUCCCAAACCUGAAAAAGAGAUAAAGUAUCGAAUUUCGGAGGGGCCGGACGACGAGAAGAACCAUCCGCUUAAGCCCAACGUCAUGACGGUCAACUGUACGGUAGCCUACAUGGCGCAGUGCAACUCUUGGAACAAGUGCAAGCAAUCGUGCCAGAGUAUGGGCGCCUCUAGCUACCGAUGGUUCCAUGACGGCUGCUGCGAGUGCGUUGGAGACACGUGCAUAAACUACGGCAUCAACGAGUCCAGGUGUCUGCACUGCCCGCUUGAUAAGGAGGACGACCUUAAGGACCAGUACGACGACUACGGGCAAGACGACGACGAGCUCAUCGAGGACCAAAUCGAUUGAUCCACGUGCUCACAGUUCUGAUCUACUUUUCUCUCUUCUUUACAUGCAUUCUUAAUUGUACAAUUUCCACUGUGAAUCCGACACUUGUUUUUCCGACGCCGGCAAAGAUUUUUUUUCUAGUCACCACUGAUGGAGCACAAAUUUUUACCCCGAACUCUGCUGGAUUUCGCCUUAUAAUGCAGCACGUGCAUUAGAUUUUAUCCUCAAACAUUUGUAUUUGUCCAAGAUGUAUUUCUUUUUUAAUUUAUAACAAGGAGAUUGUGCAUGUCUGUCAUAGUCUUAGUAAGUUAAUUCGACGUAAUUUAGUUGUUAUCUUUAAGAAGUACUCUUAAGUUUGUUUUACAAGUAGAUCAAAGUACUUUGUAAUACUUAUUAUAUAAUUUACACGAUUGUCAUCACUGUAUUGUGCCAUACGGAUCAACAAAUUGUACAUAGAAAUUUAUUGCCAUGCGACAUCAAAUUCUUCGUUUUAUCUACCAAGACAGACGACGCAAGGAUAAUAAUUUUUAAUUUUUUAUUCAGACAUUUUUUGUAUAUGAAAACAUAAACGUACAUUAAACGCUAUACUCAUGUAUAUUCACCAUUA
Molecule: messenger RNA, 1861 nt
Organism: Nasonia vitripennis (jewel wasp)
Lineage: Eukaryota; Metazoa; Arthropoda; Insecta; Hymenoptera; Pteromalidae
Product: twisted gastrulation protein homolog 1-A
Exons: 4
Coding region: 529-1275 (248 amino acids)
Biological process (GO): regulation of BMP signaling pathway
Source: RefSeq, a predicted model, not a curated record